CCAAUUCUCAAGAAAUCUUUUUGCUUUGAUUUUAAUGACGUCAGAGUAAGAUAAAAAUGGCAGCAGAGAUGGCUGCUAGUGGAAAUUUACGGAGUAAAUCCAGCAUACUUUUAGGAUUGGGCAUCUUGGCCGGGAAAAGCGAAAUCGUUCACGCGCUGACCUGCUACUGCCAAGGCCACUGUCCAGACCACAAGCCCAAUGGAACCUGCGAGGCAGAACCCAACAGCCGGUGCUUUGCUGCCGUCGAGUCCGUCUUCAACUCGGCCACCCGGAGGUAUGAACCCGACUACACAUACGGAUGCCUUCCGCCGGACGAAACGGGAUUUAUGCAGUGCAAAGGCUACUUGGUGCCACACGAAGUGCCAAAAAACAUACUGUGCUGCUACAAGGAGGACAUGUGCAACCAGUACCUGGAACCCGAAUACAAACCUCUGCCCCCAGAACCGUUUUGGACGGACCACCUGCCCAUGAUCAGUUUUCUGAUCUCCAUGGUCAUUUUUGUUGCCAUUUGUGUGCUGAUUAUUGCACUAGUUUACAUAAGGUACAAAAGACAGAAAGAUUUGACUAAGUCGUACCAAGUGGCCAGAAGCUGUGACCCCUACUUAUGUAACGACAGUGGCACCAUCGAAGAGUUGAUAGACCAGAGCUCUGGUUCGGGGUCUGGACUUCCUCUCCUGGUUCAACGAACAAUUGCAAAACAGUUGCAAAUGGUUGGUUCGAUCGGAAAAGGUCGCUACGGAGAAGUUUGGUUGGCCAGGUGGCGCGGCGAAAGGGUUGCAGCUAAAGUGUUUUUCACCACCGAGGAGGCAAGCUGGUUUAGAGAAACUGAGCUCUACCAGACUGUCAUGAUGCGCCAUGAAAAUAUUCUGGGUUUUAUUGCUGCCGACAUCAAGGGCACGGGUUCUUGGACGCAGAUGCUACUGAUCACCGACUACCACCCCCAUGGUUCCUUACACGACUAUUUGCAGAUGAAUGCAGUCGAUCCACAAGCUGGUCUCACCCUUGCACUCUCCACUGCCAGCGGUAUUGCCCAUUUGCAUGCUGAAAUCUUCGGAACAAAAGGAAAGCCUGGAAUCGCACACAGAGACAUAAAGAGCAAAAAUAUUUUGGUCAAGACAAACGGGCAGUGUGCGAUUGCCGACUUUGGCUUGGCUGUUAGAUACCUCAGCGAAAGGAAUGAAAUUGACAUUGCGCCAAACACCAGAGUGGGUACCAGACGUUACAUGGCACCCGAAGUGCUUGACGAAAGGAUCAACAUCAGUGUUUUUGAGUCAUUUAGAAUGGCCGACAUGUACUCCUUUGGCCUAGUCCUGUGGGAGAUUGCUCGCCGAUGCUACACUGGUGACAAACUGAAUCAAGUAGACGACUAUCAAGUGCCUUUCUAUGAUUGCGUACCGAAUGAUCCUUCGUUUGAACAUAUGCACGAAGUGGUCAACAUAAAGGGGAUCCGGCCAGAAAUAUCCGACCGAUGGGAAAGUGAUGAGAUCCUGCACUGUUUCUCCAAAGUCAUGCAAGAGUGCUGGCAUCAGAAUCCAAAUGUAAGAUUAACAGCACUGAGAGUGAAGAAGACUUUGAACAAGUUGGAGCCAGAGUACAGCUAUCCAGGAUACAAUGACUACAAGAUGGUUAUGGUUUGAGUUCAAUCAGCCGUCCCAGUGUCAAAGAGGGAAGUGUAAAAUGACAAUCAAAAUUACUUUUAGUUUUAGACAAGAGAAAGAAACAUUAUCUCCAUGCCAUGUAAAUUAUGGAAUUAUUAUAUAGCAGCAAUUGCAAUAUCCAUAUAUUGUAAAUUGUAAUGUUGUUUACAAUGCAAUAGUGAUAUAUAGAAAAAAUGACGCACCUUUUGCUACUAUGGUGUUCAGUUCAAGAUCCCUCACCUGAUGGAAGCAAUGUGACACUUUUUUUUAUUUUCAUUUAUUUGCUUAAAUGUCAAUGUGCCUCUUGUGAUUGUGCUUUCUGACUCAAAUCUGCAAUGGAAAUUUCACUACUUGGCUGAAACUUGAAGCCUUUUGCUUACUGUCAAAGGCCACCACUGGCUAUUGUCGAUUUAACUGCCUUCAUGAAAAUUUUUAUCGUGCUUUAGUGUUUGAAAGUACAAAAAAAGCUUUCUGUAAAUAAAUAUUUUGAUUGAUUGUCAGCACAAGCAGAGCAAAAAUAAUUGUAACGGAAUUAGCUGAAAUUGAUAAUUUAUUUGUUAUGCCAUAUUUUUUACAGCAUUCCUUCACUUUGUUGCUUGAAUAUGCAAUUGUAUGUUGUAAGAAACAGACAACAAGACUGAAUGCAUGUAUAGUGUUUUUAAUGGCUAAAACAUAAUGUAAAUAACUAUACACUUAAAUUCGAACAUGUCUCACUAACAAGUAUCUGUAAAUAAGCCUAGAUGCUCUUUAUCAGUCCUUUGGCUGGAGCACAAUUUUAAUUUCAACUUUUGUGAUGCUUCGCCACUCUUUUCUUGUUGACUAAUUUUUUUUCCACCGGUGGUGUUUCUUUUUGCUCAUAUAGUGCCAUCUUUUAAUAGGAGCUAAGUUUUUAGUGCCACUUAAAGAAACUUGUUGAUAAUCUAUUGGACUUCAAGAUGCCAUCCUCUUUGUAGAGCUUCUUCAUUAUUUUAUUAUAUUGCAGGACCUCUUACACAUUAACAAGUGUAUUGCGACUAUUAAUGUAUUAUGCAUGUUGACUGUAACUGAUUAUGAAACACUGAUUGAAGUGAAAGUGCAGAUAAUGUAUGUCAAAUAGAUUUGUAUACUCAGAUAUUAUUAAUAAAAUGUCACAAAGUUGAAACAAAAUUGGAUUU
Neocloeon triangulifer is the source of this 2791-nucleotide messenger RNA. RefSeq names its product bone morphogenetic protein receptor type-1B (gene tkv). The transcript has 8 exons. Gene Ontology annotation, cellular component: signaling receptor complex; plasma membrane. The record is from RefSeq and is a predicted model, not a curated record. Gene Ontology annotation, biological process: cellular response to growth factor stimulus; protein phosphorylation; BMP signaling pathway. Gene Ontology annotation, molecular function: transforming growth factor beta receptor activity, type I; SMAD binding; ATP binding. Lineage: Eukaryota; Metazoa; Arthropoda; Insecta; Ephemeroptera; Baetidae. The coding region runs from base 57 to 1637 and encodes 526 amino acids.